This is a messenger RNA of Strigops habroptila (Kakapo), 2781 nucleotides long. RefSeq names its product POP4 homolog, ribonuclease P/MRP subunit (gene POP4). Gene Ontology annotation, molecular function: ribonuclease P RNA binding. The transcript is spliced from 7 exons. The record is from RefSeq and is a predicted model, not a curated record. The coding region runs from base 16 to 735 and encodes 239 amino acids. NCBI's taxonomy places the organism in Eukaryota, Metazoa, Chordata, Aves, Psittaciformes, Psittacidae. Gene Ontology annotation, cellular component: ribonuclease P complex; ribonuclease MRP complex. Gene Ontology annotation, biological process: tRNA 5'-leader removal; rRNA processing.
CCGGCCGCCGCCGCGAUGGAAGGUGAGCGCCGGUGGGGAGCGGGGCCGCGCCUGACGCGCUGUCCCGCUGCGCUUGCAGUGGAGCUGUACCGCCGCCUGUCGCCCGAGGAGACCGGGGAGCUGCGCCUCCAGCCUCAGGGCUCACAAGAGGCCACAGCAUUUGUAAAUGCCUUCCUGAAGCUUAGCAUGCCAAAAAAGAAAGAUAAAGCUAUUCAGGACAUGCUGACUCGGAAGGCUGUGGUUCUUGAGCAUUAUGCCAAGAAAAAGACCAAGCAAAAGAGGAAGAAAACCAAAGGUUUUACUGCCAAGCAGAGGCGAGAAAUGCGUCUUUUUGAAAUUGAACCCAAGCAGCAAAGGUAUGCCAUCUUUCUACCACUACAUCAACUCUGGAAACAGUACAUCAAAGACCUGUGCCAUGGCCUUAGACCUGAAUCGCAACCACAUAUUGUGCAGGGCAAACUGCUCAAAGCUGAUCUCCAUGGAGCAAUCAUUACAGUCACAAAAUCAAAAUGCCCCUCUUAUGUGGGGAUAACAGGAAUUGUUCUACAGGAAUUUAAACGUGUCUUCAAAAUUAUCACCAAAGAGGACAAAUUAAAAGUUGUUCCCAAACUUAACAACGUAUUUAGUUUUGAGAUUGAUGGAUUCAUUUCCUACAUCUACGGAAACAAGUUCCAGCUUAGAGCAAGUGAGCGAUCUGCAAAAAAAUUCAAGUCCAGAGGAUCUAUUGACCUCUGACUUCAUGGAAAAUCAGAAGUAUUACUAGAAAGGUCUGCUGGUUUUCUGCAGUUUAAAGACCAGGUUUUCUGGCAGAUUGAAAAUGGAAUAGCUAUGUGAAGUAUUUCUAAAGCAUUUCUUCUUAAUGAAGAAUGACUAGCGUUGGUUGUCUUUAAAGCAGUCUCGCAGACUGUUGGAAUUUUUAUGUUUUGUUAUUUGUAUAUAACGUUCUGAUUUUUAUUAAACUUUUUUGAUUAGAUUCGAUUACCUGACUUACAUUUCAAUUUAUAAUCAUAAAUUAGCAAAAUGAAAAUCAUAUCUUUUAACUGAUGUUAUUGUCGCUUUCUGUGUAAAUCAGACUUUAUCUACCUGUUAAAUACUUACAAUGAGACUGCAGGUAGUGACAGCUCUCAUAGUCAUUGCUCCUGGGCCAUCUUUAACAUAUUUGCCUGGUAUAAGCAUGUGCAAGUAGGUUGUUUCAACUGAUAGGUUUCACCUUGAAUUUCUCCUUCCUUGUGGUUAAUAUUGCUACAGAUAAUAUGUAUAGGAGUGAAAAUACAAACAAGCAUACAGAGACAUGUUUUCUAAGUAAUAAAAAGUUCUGGUUACCUUAUUAUUCCUGCUGCAGUCACUGACAGUUUCCCACUGAAGACCACUGGAUGGCUAAUUCCCAGCUCCUGCUAUUUAUGCUCCUCCCUCAGCACACACUACAAUUUCCCUAAUUCAUCUCCCUUUGCUUCCACAAAGGGAGGCCUUACCUUAAGUGAUCAAAGUACAAGGCUUCAGCAGUGCACAAGGUCUCCUUUUGGGCAACAGCCCCACCUUCUUCAGCCUACACACCACGUGAGGCUGGAGCAGCAUCUGCAGGAUAGAAGGUCCCCAACAGCCAGCAGCAGCUAUAUCAGACCAGUCUUCUGCACCACCACAGAUGAGGCAAAUGCCUAGCUGGCCUCUUGGAACACCCAAACUCCAAACAAGCUCUCUUGAGAUGGAAAAAAACUUCAGUACCUUGAAAGACUAACCCGUAUCAGCUGCGCCUCCUGCCCCAGCUCUGCUGCCUUCCUACACCCAGUGUGAGCUCCUUAGCAUGCGGAGCCUCCCUGAGUAAAGCACAUUACAGGACAAAUGCUCACCCUCAUUCACCCCGUGAGACAAAAACUGGAUUCACAGAGCUUACAACAUUCACCAGACCAUGGUCCUACAUACUGUGUCAAAUUAUUUGUUGACAACGGACAAUUCCGUGGAAUUUCACAGAGGUUUGACCCAUCUUUAUCUCACGCUUUCCUUCCUUAAUUGUGUCAUUCCUACGGUAACUAACUCCAAUUCUGAGUCACCCUUCCCCACAGCCUGUGAUGAAAAUGUACGCUUCUGGUAAGGCAGAAACCUCCCUCUGUGUACGGAUUCAAUUAAAUUACAAGCAGAUGUGAAAAAUGGAGGAUCAAGCAUCCACUGCUGCUGAGAGGAGCAGUUACCCCUGGCAAACACAGACCUGGGCUGCAGAACACAGAACCUGGCGCUCCACCUGCAGACAGGUUUUGACACCCAGCCCUGCACACUGCCUGGUGGACAGGGAUUAUGAAGAACUACAGAGAACCCAGCAACAUUAAUACUGAAUUAAAAGCUCUUCAUGUUAGGAGAGCUCUCUGCUGCUUUCUAUUAUUGUUUUAGAUAAGGUACAGUACCUUAUAACCAUUGAGGGGAAAAAAAAAAAAUAAAAAAUACAAAUUGUCUAUAUUAAUGUAACUGAGCUUUGAACCAGGAUGCUGAGGGAAAAGGCGUAACCUAAACUUUACCAUCCUCAGGCUGCUCCCCACCCUGUUUUCAGGCUAUUACCUUUUUUCAUUCAUUAGGAACUAUUCCCACAGCACCUAAUUACUGCCGAACAACACGGAUUUAAAACAUGUUAUUUUCAUAGACUUUCAGGCACUGAACAGUCUUCUAAAUAACCAUCACCUUGUACAGGCAACUGAACAGCAUGUUAGAGAUUUGCAGUACAGGCCUGUUAAUAGAAAUCUCUUCUGGUGUAUUAGUUAAUAAAUUCAGUCUUAUUUCUUUCAGCUCUCAGAA